Tetrapisispora phaffii CBS 4417 is the source of this 498-nucleotide messenger RNA. RefSeq names its product 60S ribosomal protein uL11 (gene RPL12B). NCBI's taxonomy places the organism in Eukaryota, Fungi, Ascomycota, Saccharomycetes, Saccharomycetales, Saccharomycetaceae. The coding region runs from base 1 to 498 and encodes 165 amino acids. Gene Ontology annotation, cellular component: ribosome; cytosolic large ribosomal subunit. The transcript has a single exon. The record is from RefSeq and is a predicted model, not a curated record. Gene Ontology annotation, molecular function: large ribosomal subunit rRNA binding; structural constituent of ribosome. Gene Ontology annotation, biological process: translation.
AUGCCUCCAAAAUUUGAUCCAAGUGAAGUUAAAUACUUAUAUUUAAGAGCUGUCGGUGGUGAAGUUGGUGCUUCUGCUGCUUUAGCUCCAAAGAUUGGUCCAUUAGGUCUAUCUCCAAAGAAGGUUGGUGAAGAUAUUGCCAAGGCUACCAAGGACUUCAAAGGUAUCAAGGUCACCGUUCAAUUAAAGAUCCAAAACAGACAAGCCACCGCUUCUGUUGUUCCAUCUGCUUCCUCUUUAGUUAUCACUGCUUUGAAGGAACCACCAAGAGACAGAAAGAAGGAAAAGAACGUCAAGCACUCUGGUAACUUACAAUUAGAUGACAUCAUCGAAGUUGCUAGGCAAAUGAGAGAGAAAUCUUUCGGUAAGAACUUAGCUUCUGUUACCAAGGAAAUCUUAGGUACAGCUCAAUCUGUUGGCUGUCGUGUUGACUACAAAAACCCUCAUGAUAUCAUCGAAGCUAUUAACGCUGGUGAAAUCGAAAUUCCAGAAAACUAA